AGGGAGAAGCGUGAAAAAGAAGAUUUUGGAAAUUGAUCUUAAAUAUGAAUAUUGAAGAAGAGAGUCAUAAUCAAUUGAAAGAAGAAUCUAUGCCUACUGUAAAAUCCGAGACAGUUGAGAAGAGGCGUGCACCAAAUAGGUUGGUUGUAGAUGAUGCAAUAAAUGAUGACAAUUCAGUGGUAUGUCUAAGUCCACAGAAAAUGGAACAAUUGAAACUAUUCAGAGGUGAUACAGUACUUUUAAGAGGUAAAAAGCGUAGAGAUACGAUCUGCAUUGUGUUAGUAGAUCCUGAUUUAGAUGAAGGGAAGAUCCGCAUGAAUAAAGUUGUUAGGAAGAAUUUGAGAGUUCGACUAGGUGAUACAAUAUCUGUAUUAGAAUGUGGAGAUGUUCCUUAUGGUAAGAGGAUCCAUGUUUUACCUUUUGAUGAUUGCUUGGAGGGUAUUACAGGAAAUCUUUUCGAUACAUACUUGAAGCCCUAUUUUUUAGAGGCUUAUCGUCCUGUUAAGAAGGGAGACGUGUUUCUAGUUAGAAGUGGAUUCAGAGCUUUAGAAUUUAAAGUUGUUGGUGUGGAUCCAGAAGAUUAUUGUAUUGUAGCUCCUGACACUAUUAUUCAUUGUGAGGGGGAUCCAAUUAAACGUGAAGAUGAAGAGCGUUUGGAUGAUAUUGGUUAUGAUGACAUUGGAGGUUGUAGAAAGCAGAUGGCUCAAAUCCGUGAGAUGAUUGAAUUGCCUUUACGUCACCCAGGAUUAUUUAAGACUUUGGGUGUUAAACCUCCCCGUGGGGUUUUAUUAUAUGGUCCUCCAGGAUCUGGGAAGACUCUUAUUGCAAGAGCUGUAGCAAAUGAGACAGGGGCCUUUUUCUUCCUUAUUAAUGGUCCUGAAGUAAUGUCUAAAAUGGCUGGUGAGGCUGAAGGAAAUCUUAGGAGAGCUUUUGAGGAGGCAGAGAAAAAUUCUCCAGCUAUAAUUUUUAUAGAUGAGAUAGAUUCUAUUGCUCCAAAACGUGAGAAAACCCAUGGUGAGGUUGAAAGGCGUGUAGUGUCACAGCUAUUAACCUUGAUGGAUGGUUUAAAGGGAAGAGGUCAAGUAGUUGUCAUAGCAGCUACAAAUCGUCCCAAUUCAAUUGAUGCAGCCUUACGUCGUUUUGGUCGUUUUGAUCGUGAGAUUGAUAUUGGAGUUCCUGAUGACAAUGGACGUUUGGAAAUUAUCCGAAUCCAUACGAGGAAUAUGAAGUUGGCCAAAGAUGUAAAAUUAGAUGAUAUUGCAGCUAAUACUCACGGAUUUGUUGGUGCUGAUUUAGCUCAACUCUGUACAGAAGCUGCUUUAUGUUGUAUUCGUGAGAAAAUGGAUAUCAUAGAUAUGGAAGAUGAUAAUAUCGAUGCAACUAUUUUGGAUUCAAUGGCUGUUAGCCAAGAUCAUUUUAAUACAGCCUUAGGUGUAUGCAAUCCUUCAUCAUUACGUGAAACUGUUGUGGAAGUUCCAAAUGUGAAGUGGGAUGAUAUUGGUGGUCUAGAGGAUGUUAAGAGAAAUUUGCAAGAAAUGAUAUUGUAUCCAAUUGAACAUCCUGAGAAGUUUGAAAAGUUUGGGAUGAGUCCUUCUCGUGGGGUUUUGUUUUAUGGCCCUCCUGGUUGUGGUAAAACACUGUUAGCUAAGGCAGUAGCAUCGGAGUGUUCUGCAAAUUUUAUAUCUGUUAAAGGUCCUGAAUUAUUAACAUUAUGGUUUGGUGAGAGUGAGGCAAAUGUACGUGAGGUUUUUGAUAAAGCUCGUGCAGCUGCUCCAUGUGUCUUGUUCUUUGAUGAACUUGAUAGUAUUGGUACCCAGAGAGGAAAUAGUAUUGGAGAUGCAGGAGGAGCUGGAGAUAGAGUUAUGAAUCAGCUCUUAACAGAAAUUGAUGGUGUAGGUGUUAAAAAAAACUUAUUCUUUAUUGGUGCUACUAAUAGACCUGAGAUCUUGGAUGAAGCCUUGCUACGUCCUGGAAGAUUAGAUCAAUUGAUAUAUAUUCCACUACCAGAUUUACCAGCUAGGAUAUCUGUAUUACAGGCAAUUUUACGAAAAUCUCCAAUAUCGAAAAAUGUACCAAUAUCAUUCCUUGCUCAGAAGACAGAAGGUUUUUCAGGUGCAGAUUUAGCUGAGCUGUGUCAGAGAGCCGCAAAGGCAGCUAUUAGAGACGCAAUUUCUGCAGAAGAACUUAGAAAGUCGGCCGGUGAAGAUGCUAUGGCAGUUGAGGAUGAAGAGUUUGUAUAUGAAAUUGGUAGGAAACAUUUUGAAGAAGCGUUUGCUGGUGCUAGGAGAUCUGUAAGCAUUGCUGAUCUUGCGAAGUAUGAUCAAUUUAGGAUGAAAUUUGAUCCUGUUUAUGUUACUCAGUCUGGUGGAGAAGGUGUCACUGUUGAUUGGCCUGAUAGUACUCACACGCAAUUCUCAGUGCCAAUUGAUGAUGAUAACGAUCUAUAUUCAUAAAUACAUAUUUAAUGUAAACCGAAAUCAAAUAAAGUGCACAGGAGACGAAACUUGUGGAGUGUUAAGGGAUAUAAUCAGAAAUAAAUAUUAGCUAUCCAAGAAAUACAUAAGAUUCUCUUAUUUCCAAGAUAUAAUGUUUUAUUUUUAUUUUUAGAAUUCCAUCAUAUUAAUCAUCAAUUAUUUUCUGUCUUUAUUUCUUGUAUUUAUUCCUAAUUUUAACUUAAAUCAAUAAUAAUCUCAACUUUUGGGAUACCACAUAUAAUAGAAAAUUUGCUAAGAAACUAUGUGAAGUAUUUAAGAUUGUUAGGUUAACUUUUUCUUUUUGGAAGUGAAAAUAUUUUGGAUUUUUUUAAGUAGUAGUUUAAUUACAAAGAUAUUAGAAAUUCGUUGAUUUAAGAAAGUUGCUGAUGAUUUAAGAAACAUGGUAAAAUGGUCGGCUAGCUUGCAUCAAGGUCAAUUGAGCUGCUAAUAUUCUAGUAUAUUUUGGGCUUUCUCUGAUUGAUUAAAUGAGUAUAGCUAAUUAAAUAUGGAAUUUUAAAUUCUUAAAUUCUCUAUAUAUUUAAUAAAUAGGUGAUCUCAAAAAUAACCUACAUAACCUGCUACUUCAUUCUAUUGCACAAGAUCAUUAAUAUUAGUGAAAUUUUGGAUGUUGACAUAUCCUAAAAGGUGUAAAUAAUUUGUUUGCGCAAUAUUAGCCGAAUUAGUGGAGUCCUAACUUUUGUCUUAUUCU
Molecule: messenger RNA, 3183 nt
Organism: Cryptosporidium muris RN66
Lineage: Eukaryota; Apicomplexa; Conoidasida; Eucoccidiorida; Cryptosporidiidae
Product: transitional endoplasmic reticulum ATPase protein, putative
Exons: 1
Coding region: 45-2453 (802 amino acids)
Biological process (GO): retrograde protein transport, ER to cytosol; mitotic spindle disassembly; autophagosome maturation
Cellular component (GO): VCP-NPL4-UFD1 AAA ATPase complex; nucleus; cytosol
Molecular function (GO): ATP hydrolysis activity; ATP binding; polyubiquitin modification-dependent protein binding
Source: RefSeq, a predicted model, not a curated record